AUGUACUUACGGGAAAUUGGAAUGAUAACAGCUCUUCACAGAGGGUGUUGGUUAUUUUCUUUGUAUAGGCAAUAUAUCCUAUGGAUAUCUUCUGUGAUACAGAGUCAUUCUACAGAAAAAGCUUGUGUCCACCUUUUAAACCUUAAUGAAUCUGUAUCCUUGAGCGUUGUCUUAGAACAUGAUGGAGUCAAUACCACUAUUUUUGACCAGUCUGUGGAGGAAAAUAAUUUCCAUGCUUGUGCAGAUUUCAAGGUCUUUCAGAAAUCCUCUGAAAAAUUGGCUUUUGUGACAUUGCUGGCUAAGGGAGAUACACUUAAAAUCUUUGAGAGGAGAUCUGUAGCCAUCGCUUCAGAAGAGACCGUAACCUUUGUGCAGACAGAUAAACCCAUCUAUAAAUACGGAGAGAAGGGUGAGUCAAUAUUGAUUCUAGCAACAGGUUUACAUAAUACAAUGGUUGCAAGCAUAGGAUGUGGAGUAAAACUGUGUGUUCAAUUUCGUCUGGUGACAUUGGAUACUAAGUUCAAACCUGUUGCGGAUUUGUAUCCUUUAAUCACACUUCAGGAUCCUCAAAACAAUAGGAUUUUUCAAUGGCAAAAUGUGACUUCUUUCCAAAAUAUUACCCAGCUUUCAUUCCAGUUGGCUUCAGAACCAAUGUUGGGAGAAUACUCGAUUGUUGUGCAAAGAAAAUCAGGAAAGACAAUGAGACACCAAUUUAAUGUUAAUAGAUGGGUGUUGCCCAAGUUUGAAGUUAAGGUCGAUGUACCAAAAACAAUAACUAUUUCAGAUGAUGAAUUCCAAGUGGCUACAUGUGCUAAGUACACCUAUGGCCAACCUGUGCAAGGGAAAGCCCAAAUCCAGGUGUGCAGAAAAUUUUAUGCCUCUCAGAACUGUGAGGAAGACAACAAUGAAAUCUGUGAACAGUUUCUUGCACAGUUGAGAAAUGGUUGUGUUUCUCAAACUGUAAAUACAAAAGUCUUCCAACUCUACCGUUCUGGAUUUUUUAUGUCCUUUGAUAUCACGGCAGUUGUUACAGAAAUCGGAACAGGCGUGCAGAUCAGUGAAAAGACCUCUAUUUCCAUCACUCACUUGCUCGGAAGUGUGAGAUUUGAGAACACGGACCCUUUCUAUAGAAGAGGAAUUACUUACUUUGGAACUCUUAAAUUUUCUGGCCCCAAUGAUGUACCUAUGGUGAGCAAGUUACUGCAAUUGGAGCUCAAUGACAAAUUUAUAGGAAAUUACACCACAGAUGAGAAUGGUGAAGCCCAGUUUUCCGUUGAUACCUCAGACAUUUUUGAUCCUGAAUUCAGCCUGAAAGCCACAUACGUUCAGCCGAAGAGCUGCUAUGGUUCCAGCUGGUUGACGCCUAACUAUGCAGACGCUCAUUUGUCAGUCUCCCGCUUUUACUCCCGAACUAGCAGCUUUCUGAAGAUCAUGCCAGAACCAAAGCAGCUUGAGUGCAAUCAGGAGCAGAUUGUUACCGUGCAUUAUUCCCUAAACGGUGAAGCAUAUACAGAGAAUUCGAACAUAAACUUCUUCUAUUUGGUGAGUCUCAACAAUGAUCCAGGACAUUUUUGGCAUUGUUAUCAGUUGAUGACUUUUCUUAUUUACACAGCCUGGAAUGGAAACUUCUCAUUCACCAUCAACAUCAGUGCUGAGCUGGCUCCUGUGGCCAUCAUGUUCGUGUACACCCUUCACCCCAGUGGGGAAAUUGUGGCUGACAGUGUUAGAUUCCAGGUUGACAAGUGCUUUAAAAAUAAGGUUAACAUAAAGUUCUCUAAGGAGCAGGGGCUACCUGGCUCCAAUGUUAAUCUCUACCUUCAAGCAGCCACUGAUUCGUUCUGUGCCCUGCGGGCUGUGGAUAAAAGUGUUCUUCUACUGAAAUUGGAGCAACAGCUGUCGGCUGAAAGUGUGUACAAUCUGCUUCCAUAUGUAGAAUCAUAUGGUUAUUUCUAUCAUGGUCUCAAUCUUGAUGAUGAAAAGCUCAACCCUUGCAUUCCUCAGAAGGAUAUGUUUUACAAUGGUUUGUAUUAUAUGCCUGUAAGCAAUUAUGGGGAUGGUGACAUCUAUAAUAUCGUCAGGGAUAUGGGUCUGAAAGUCUUUACCAAUCUUCACUACCAGAAACCAGAAGUGUGUUCAGUGGAUAUAAGGCUGCCAUUCCCUAGACCAUUACGUUAUGAAGCAGGAUAUGCAUCUAUGUCUAGCGACUCAUCCAGAUUUGCAAGUAAGACCCUGGAGGAGAAUUCUGGAUAUGUAGAACAGGCUAUAAUGGAAACAGUAAGAACAAACUUUCCAGAAACAUGGAUCUGGGACCUCGUCAGCGUUAAUUCCUCAGGUUCAGCAAAUCUUUCAUUCCUCGUUCCUGAUACUAUAACCAAAUGGGAGGCAAAUGGCUUCUGUGUGAAUGGUGAUGUUGGAUUUGGCAUUUCAUCAACAGUUACUCUGAAAGUCUUUCAGUCUUUCUUUGUUGAAACUACUUUACCCUUUUCAAUGGUUCGAAAUGAACAAUCUGAUUUGAUUGUCACUGUCUUCAGCUACCUGGAUACAUGUGCAGAGAUUUCUGUUCAUUUGGAAGCAUCUGAGAAUUAUGAGGCAAGUAGUAACACCCUGCAAAGCAACGGUAGUGAGAUUAUUCAAGCUGGAGAGAAGAAAACGUACGUGUGGACUAUUAUUCCUAAGAAACUGGGUAAAGUGAACAUCACUGUAGUUGGUGAAUCCAAACAAAGUAGUGCUUGCCCGGAUCAAGCAACUGAGCAGCAAAAUCUAAGAUGGAAAGACACCGUGGUCAAAAGUUUGCUGGUAGAGCCUGAAGGUAUUGAAAAAGAAAUGACUCAAAGUCUCCUUAUCUGUACAGAAGGUACCAAAGCUACCAACGAGGUAGUUUUGGACUUGCCCAACAAUGUAGUAGAAGGAUCAGCCAGGGCCUUUUUCACUGUUGUGGGGGAUAUUCUUGGCCUUGCAAUGCAGAACCUGGAGAAUCUUCUCCAAAUGCCCUAUGGAUGUGGAGAGCAGAACAUCGCCCUACUAGCAUCUGACACCCAUGUCCUUGACUAUCUGAAAUCUACUGAACAGUUGACGGAGGAAGUUAAAUCUAAAGCUGCCUUUUUCUUAUCUAGUGGUUACCAAAAGCAAUUGGCUUUCAAAAACUCUGAUGGUUCAUAUAGUGUGUUUUGGCAGAGGAGUCAGCAAGGAAACAUAUGGCUCACUACCCUUACUUUUAAGACAUUCGAGGGAAUGAAGAAAUAUGUUUACAUUGAUGAAGAAGUUCAAAAACAAACCUUGAUCUGGCUUUCAAGCAGGCAGGAAAGUAAUGGCUGCUUUAAAAGUGAUGGCAAGCUUUUCAACAACGCCUGGGAGGGUGGAGAUGAAGAGGACAUUUUACUGACCGCAUAUAUUGUUGGAGCAUUUCUUGAAGCUGGGCUCAGUCUCACUUUUCCUAUUCUACGAAACGGGCUCUUUUGCCUAGAGGAGGCGUUGGAAAGUGGUGUCACCAACAGCUAUAAUCAUGCAAUUCUAGCUUACGCUUUUGCAUUAGCUGGAAAAGAGGAGCAAGUGGACUCUUUACUCCAGAUCCUGGAUCAAUCGGCAACAAAAAUAAAUAAUGUGGUAUAUUGGGAAAGAGCAAAGAAGCCUAAGACAGAAGAAUCCCCCUCUUUCCUUCCUCGGGCCCCUUCUGCUGAGACUGAGAAGACCUGCUAUGUGCUCCUGGCUGUCAUUUCCAGGAAAACUCCUGACCUCACCUAUGCUAGUAAGAUUGUGCAAUGGCUUGCCCAGCAGAUGAAUUCCCAUGGAGGCUUCUCCUCCACCCAGGACACUGCCGUCUGUCUUCUCGCUGUAACUCGUUACAUGAAGCUCACCUUCUCUAAUGGCCAAAACACUGUCACCUGUAGAAGCGAAGAAUCCAGUGAGAUUUUCCAGGUUAACAGUGACAACCGCUUGCUGGUCCAGCGUUCAGAACUAACAAAAGCACAUGGACAAUACACAGUAGAUGUGGAAGGACAAGGUUGUACAUUUAUCCAGGCCACCCUUAGGUAUAAUGUGCUAGUACCUAAGAAGGCAUCUGGAUUUUCCCUUUCCUUGGAAAUAGUAAAGAAAAACUCUUCAGAUACACUUCAGAAUAAUUAUGACCUAACAGUGACUUUCAGCUACACUGGAAUUCGCAAUAACUCCAAUAUGAUCAUUGCUGAUGUAAAAAUGCUAUCAGGAUUUACUCCAGUCAUGUCAUCCCUUGAGGAGCUUGAAAACAAUGGCCGAGUGAUGAAGACUGAAGUCAAGAGUGGCCAUGUUCUUUUCUACUUGGAUAAUGUUUUUGGUACAGCAAAGAGUUUCACUUUCUCUGUUGAGCAAAGCAACCUUGUGUCCAACAUUCGGCCAGCUUCAGUGAUGGUCUAUGAUUAUUAUGAAAAGGAUGAAUAUGCUCUUGUUUCUUACAACAUCACUAGUGUUUUAGUUUCCCAGUGAGACAAAACAAUGCACAGGAAAAGGUAAGACAAUUACAUAUUAUAGACCUUUGAAAACACAGCUGGUAAGAAAAAGAAAACCUAAAAAAGAUAGAAGAAUGGAUAAAACAAAGAGACGUCUGGCACUUGACAUGGUUCAUAGAGCUAUGUGCACUAUAUGAGUAUUUGAUAACCCUUAUGAUUUAGUAAAUUUCUUUAAACUAGCUUUAAAGAAUUUACAGCUAUAUGUACCUUUUAUCACUUUUUCAUCUUUGUUUUAUAAGUUGAUAGGUCAUUAAAUGUAUAUGUACAUGUAUUUAUACCUAUGGGCUCAAAUAUAGCAAUGAUUGUAGGAUGGUGCAGG
Molecule: messenger RNA, 4800 nt
Organism: Loxodonta africana (African savanna elephant)
Lineage: Eukaryota; Metazoa; Chordata; Mammalia; Proboscidea; Elephantidae
Product: ovostatin homolog 2-like
Exons: 35
Coding region: 1-4458 (1485 amino acids)
Cellular component (GO): extracellular region
Molecular function (GO): endopeptidase inhibitor activity
Source: RefSeq, a predicted model, not a curated record